GCUAUAGCAGCAGUAAGACUUCCUGUCAUUUCUACUCGUCCGUGUCGUCAUCUGUGUGCGCCGGCCGCUCUCUAGUUGCUAGGCAACGACAUACACAGCGAAUCAGCGACUGGCACAUCUGAGCUCCCCGCUGAUACAGACUGUCUCGCCCUGUCCUCAAUCCUGAGCCGCUACUUUAUCCAAUGAGUAAAACUUCCGCCAUUGUACGUGGCGUGCGUGAGGCCACAGCCCAGAGCACGUCACGGACUGGCCAAUCCAAGUCUCGUACAGAAAAGUCUCGCGCAGUGGCUGUGGCCCCUCUCCCUCCGGUGGCAGUGGAAAUUGUGGCAGGUCGAUUCACUGAGGAUGAUUGGGCAUCUCUGGUGGCACAGGAAGAUGGAGAGGAAGUGGUGGGAGACAUUGUGGAGUCUUUGCUUGCCCUUGUAAUGGAGAAAUGUUUUAACAUCUACCUAACCCGACAGAUCAUUCCUUACACUAUUGGCCAAGCCCAGGAUGCAAUUCUUCAGAUCACUGAGUGGGCUUUUGUGCCCAGAGAUGAGGGGGAGACCAUUCUGGAGAAGACAUGGCAGAAUAUGAAAGAGCCCCUACCCUGCACCACCGACUCCUGGGCACAGGGCUGUGUCCCCAUCAUCCAGGCAGCCCCAAGCCCAUGUCCUGGAGAUACACAGGUGGCUUUGUUUGAAUCCAUCUCUGAGACUCCAGAACAAAGGUCUGACCAUGCUCCGUCACAGCUUGAUACAGACUGCAUCUCAGGGCCAUCAAACUCAACUGCACACCAUGAUCAGCCCAACGAGACAAGCAAUGAAAUGAAAAACAUGGCCUCUACAGCCAAGGAACCUCCGCUUCUUCUACAGCCAGUGCCACCUGCCCAUGAACCCAAGAGGAAGAAGACUUAUCGUCCGUACCGUGGACCUCUCCGCUCGGCUGGCUUAAGAAACAUCACUAAGUCUCUUGAAGAUACGGAGAAGGAGAUGUUGAUGGAACAGCUGUUCAAAAUGAGGGAGGAGGAUGAGAAUGAUAGAAACUUCCAGCUUCUUCCCACCUCCCUGCACAAUAUCCUGAAGAUCCAGCUGGGAAGGCCUCCACAGAAGAAAGGUGUCAUCUAUGAUGAUACUGGCAAUGUUCUCUGUGUGCCAAAACUUGACCCUUCCAGGCUUCCUAGGCACAGCAUAUGCCCUCAGGUGGAGCUGAUGGACCAUACAAAAGAGACGGAGCACAGGGAGAAGAGACGCAGGCAUGUAGGACGGCCUGUAGUUACUCGGCUUCCUAAGGCAGACAUGAGGCUCAGAGAAAAAGAGACCCCUAGACUGGAUCAAACUUAUAGUGUCGGGAUCACCCCAACAACCACUGACUCGCCCCAACUCAUGCAGGAUAGAGAAACAUGUCAUCCAUAUACCACCAGCAGCUCUGCCCUGACACAGGAUUCCAAAAGUCCCUUCCCACUCUCAGCUGGUCUCCUAUUGAAUACCAUGCGCCUGUCCCAUGGAGUCACACUGCGGGAGGGUAACAGCACCGAGAGAGGGUCCUUGUACAGCCUACAGCUGGGGGACCCCAUAGAGAAAAGGAGGGAACUAAAGCCAAUACAAGCUUCUGUCACCCUUCCCAGAAUCCCUGUGGAGCAGCUCAUCAAGAACCACACCCCUCAUGUGCGCCCCCCACCUACCUUCAUUUCUUACUAGUGCCUCAAAUGCCACACCCCUCAUGCACCCCAACACCCACUUCUAUAUCUUAUUAGUGCCUCAGAAGCCACACCCCUCAUUCCAUUCUAAUUGCCUUUUACAGGAAGUGCUAUGUGCAAAGGAAAGGUAUUUCUCAUUACUUACCUUUAUUCUCUGUAAUGAACUGAAUGCUAAUUAUUUCCUGUUAUGCAAAUGAAUGAUCUUCAGCCACAA
Molecule: messenger RNA, 1892 nt
Organism: Xenopus laevis (African clawed frog)
Lineage: Eukaryota; Metazoa; Chordata; Amphibia; Anura; Pipidae
Gene: c1h2orf81.L
Exons: 5
Coding region: 183-1679 (498 amino acids)
Source: RefSeq, a predicted model, not a curated record